Molecule: messenger RNA, 1949 nt
Organism: Mauremys reevesii (Reeves's turtle)
Lineage: Eukaryota; Metazoa; Chordata; Testudines; Geoemydidae
Gene: SLC25A6
Product: solute carrier family 25 member 6
Exons: 4
Coding region: 74-970 (298 amino acids)
Biological process (GO): mitochondrial ADP transmembrane transport; mitochondrial ATP transmembrane transport
Cellular component (GO): mitochondrial inner membrane
Molecular function (GO): ATP:ADP antiporter activity
Source: RefSeq, a predicted model, not a curated record
CUCCUGCCCCUUUUUGUCCGUGCGUGGCGGCUGCGGUGUUUCCCCCCCCAGCGGCUCCCGGCUCAGCGCGAACAUGGCGGACCAGGCCCUCUCCUUCGCCAAGGACUUCCUGGCGGGCGGCGUGGCCGCGGCCAUCAGCAAAACCGCCGUGGCGCCCAUCGAGCGGGUCAAGCUGUUGCUUCAGGUACAACAUGCAAGUAAACAAAUUGCUGCUGACAAACAGUACAAGGGUAUCAUUGAUUGCGUAGUGCGUAUCCCAAAGGAGCAAGGAGUUCUGUCCUUUUGGCGUGGAAAUUUUGCAAAUGUCAUCAGAUAUUUCCCCACUCAGGCUCUCAAUUUUGCUUUCAAGGAUAAGUAUAAGCAAGUGUUCUUAGGAGGAGUGGACAAGCACACUCAAUUUUGGAGGUAUUUUGCUGGUAAUCUGGCCUCUGGUGGUGCAGCUGGUGCCACUUCUCUCUGCUUUGUCUAUCCUUUGGAUUUUGCAAGAACCCGUUUGGCUGCUGAUGUUGGAAAAGCUGGUGCCGACAGAGAAUUCAGAGGUCUGGGGGACUGUCUAGUCAAAAUUACCAAGUCUGAUGGUCUGCGUGGCUUAUAUCAAGGGUUCAAUGUGUCUGUGCAGGGUAUCAUCAUCUAUAGAGCUGCCUACUUUGGAAUCUAUGAUACAGCAAAAGGCAUGCUCCCAGAUCCCAGAAACACUCACAUUGUGAUAAGCUGGAUGAUUGCACAAACAGUGACUUCUGUGGCUGGUGUUGUCUCCUAUCCUUUUGAUACAGUGCGGCGUCGAAUGAUGAUGCAGUCAGGACGUAAAGGAGCUGACAUCAUGUACUCCGGAACAAUUGACUGUUGGAAGAAGAUUGCAAGGGAUGAAGGAGGAAAAGCUUUUUUCAAGGGUGCAUGGUCCAACGUUCUCCGAGGCAUGGGUGGUGCUUUUGUGCUCGUGCUGUACGAUGAAUUAAAGAAAGUAAUUUAAAAACAGCCUAACUAGAAUUGGAAACCAAGUUGAGUAGAUCAUGUAGAAUAACUUUACCAUUAUGGACCAUUGACCUUCAAGAAAUUCCUGUGUUGUCUUAUUUAUCGGGGCCAGAUCAUGUUGGUAGAUGGGGCUAGAAAUUUAUCAAGGGAACUGAUCCAUUUCAAGAUUGCCUUUUUUUGCAGACACUGAAACUGUCAGUUUCAGCAUACUGAAUUUUCUGUGUCAGUGUUGGGAUAUCAGUGGAAGUAGUUCUGGGUCCACAGAAGCAGUUUGGGCAAAGAAAGUUGUUUGGUUUUUUCUAUAUUUGCCCUCCGAUCAUUCUCUAGUUUCCUGUCUUAUAGGACCAUAAAAUUGUUUGCGUAUUUGUUUAACAAAUCAUGUCUAUUCCACAUGUACUUAAGCACUCUGUACCAUUUUGCACAGCUGAACCUUUAGCAAGUAUGUUCUUUUAAAUUGGGGCAUUCUGCUGUAAAACAAUAAACAUACUUACUCUGUUGAAACUAAUUAUAUUGAAGCUUUGGCUCUCCUGGGGAACUUUUGCAAACAUCUCUUCAUAAGAACAUUCCAGUUUCACCUUAUACCUUCACUGCUUGAACCAGCACAUUACAACAUGGUACAUUCAUAUUAUCUCUAUAAACAGGUUUAGGUCUGGUAAAUGCUUGGAUGGGACAUUUCCAUGGAAGAUGUAGGUGCUGUACACAAUGGUGUCAUGAGGUGGCAAACUUCCAUCACUCAUUCAAUUCUCCACGUUUGAUAUAAAGAGUAUACUGUGCUACUGGAGGUGGUUUUUUGGAUGAGUUUGUCUUGGCUUGGUUCUCAGCUACCUGGUUCCUAGUGUAAAGUCAUUUUCUGUGGUAGCAGCUUAAAGGUCCCAAACAGGGAUUUAAAUUCCAUUCUACUAGUAAAUCACUGCUGCAGAGUGAUCUCAGACUAUGCUCUAAUUCUGACUCUCUGUUUCAUAAAUACUUUGCAUGUU